UGUGGCUCCUGACAGUCGCUUGAUAAGCUCAACGGGGAAGCCAGAUUGCACCUUCUCUCCCGCAACGAGCACUGGAUAUUGGUCCCGCGGUCCCCGCUCGCUCCACGCGUGUCUCUUUAGUUUUGUUUCGUCUUCCGUGCGGGGAACACACUUGACGGAGGACACGUUGAAGAGCUCCGGGACUGAGGACGGCCUGACACACAGACAGACAGACAGACAGACAGACAGACAGACAGACAGGUUCUCUCAGCUUAUCAGUCACCGUGGCUCCAUAAGGCAGUUUUUCUCCUCGCCGCUACAGAGGAUGCUGAGUGAAAAGCCCCGAGCUCGGCUCCCCGUCGCCCGACGAAGAACGCUGGCGUGAACGCCAAGAUUAAAGCUGCCACUUCAUCUCAAGUAAAACCGCGCGCGCCGCAGCCGGCACCAGAAGGGACCGCUCCGUAGUUACGCGAAUCAGACGGAGUGUGCCUAAUGGAUAUUUGAAUCCCUGUCGCUUUGCUCUAAACGGCCAUGGCGGACUGGACCUUUAACCAGUUCAAACUACUUGGGCGCAAACAGUGAGAGAUUUGGCCGAUGGCCUGGACGGUGCGAGGUAAUGGUACAGCAUGUGCUCCAGGAAAUAAGAGUUGGGCCGGCCCGAUUCCAUGCAGACGCAGCGUCUAAUGAUCCCUACCAUGCAUCAGUUCACCCCCGUGUAUUCAUGUAGACAGUCGGUCAUAUAUCAGUCCACUCCACACCCAGCGCUCUCCUAAAGUCAGUCCAGCCCCGUAGUCCCCGUCCGCCGACUCACAACCCGCGAUCCCACCAUGGUUCUACCAAAGGCCCACCUCGUCUGGGCCGGGCUGCUCCUCUGCUGCCUCGCCAGAAUCGGCACGUGUCUGGAGUUCACCGGCGCCGAGGGCCAGUGGGCCCGCUUCCCGGUGUGGAACGCCUGCUGCGAGAGCGAGAUGAGCUUCAACAUGAAGACCAAGAGCUCCCACGGGCUGCUGGUGUACUUCGACGACGAGGGCUUCUGCGACUUCCUGGAGCUCCUCAUCACCAACGGCACCCUCAGCCUGCGCUUCUCCAUCUUCUGCGCCGAGCCGGCGACCGUGGUGUCCGACGCGGCGGUCGACGACGGCCAGUGGCACGCCGUCGCCAUCAAGAGAAACUUUAAGAACACGACGCUGAUGGUGGACAACGAGGUCAAGUGGGUGGAGGUGCGGUCCAAACGGCGGGACAUGACUGUCUUCAGCAGCCUGUUUGUUGGUGGAAUACCGCCGGAGUUCCGGUCGAUGGCGGCGCGGCUGACGUCGGCCGCCGUCAUGGAGCAGCCGCCUUUCGCUGGAUGGAUAACGGACAUAAAGGUCAACAACACGGAGUCUUUGAUGAUGAACGGCGACGGGGUGUUGAGCGACCUCUGUGGCGCCGCCCACGCGUGCCUGAACGGAGGCGUCUGCAGCGUGAUUAACGACGAGCCCACGUGCGACUGCUCCCAGACCGGCUUCCAAGGAAAGGACUGCAGUGAAGACGACGCUCACGCUGAAGGUCUGGCACACCUGAUGAUGGGCGACCAAGGGCAGAAAAGGGAAGCUUGGCUUGUAAGAUCCCUACUGAGCAUUCAAGGAAAAGAAGAGUAUGUCGCAACCUUCAAAGGAUCUGAGUUCUUCUGCUACGACUUGUCCUUGAACCCAAUUCAAAGCAGCAGUGAUGAAAUCACAUUGUCAUUCAAAACCCUUCAGAGGAAUGGACUGAUGCUGCACACGGGCAAAUCAGCUGAUUACGUCAACCUGGCGCUGAAAAACGGGGCUGUCUCACUCGUCAUUAAUUUGGGGUCUGGAGCCUUUGAAGCUCUUGUGGAGCCAGUCAAUGGGAAAUUUAAUGACAAUGAUUGGCAUGAUGUCAAAGUAACAAGGAAUCUACGUCAGCACUCAGGCAUUGGACACGCUAUGGUAACAAUAUCAGUGGAUGGGAUUCUGACCACCACAGGAUAUACACAAGAAGACUACACCAUGCUAGGUUCUGAUGACUUUUUCUAUGUUGGAGGGAGUCCUAGCACAGCUGACCUGCCUGGCUCUCCAGUUAGUAACAACUUCAUGGGCUGCCUUAAGGAGGUUGUGUACAAAAACAACGAUGUAAGACUUGAGCUGUCCAGGUUGGCAAGAGAAGGCGAUCCCAAGAUGAAAAUCCAUGGCACCGUGGCCUUUAAGUGCGAGAAUGUGGCCACACUGGACCCCAUCACAUUUGAAACGCCAGAGUCUUUUAUCAUCCUCAACAAGUGGAAUGCUAAGAAGACCGGCUCCAUCUCCUUUGACUUCCGCACCACAGAGCCCAACGGCCUUCUCCUCUUCAGCCACGGCAAGCCCAAGCAGCUGCCGAAGGAUUCCAAAAGCCCGCAGACUUUUAAGGUGGAUUUCUUUGCCAUCGAGAUGCUGGAUGGACACCUCUACCUGCUGCUGGAUAUGGGCUCGGGAACGACAAAGACAAAGGCAGUUAAUAAGAAGGUCAAUGACGGGGAUUGGUACCAUGUGGACUUCCAACGAGACGGCAGAUCAGGUACCAUUUCUAUCAACACGUUCCGCACUGCCUACACAGCCCCUGGCGAAAGUGAGAUUCUGGACUUGGAUGACAAUCUGUACCUCGGGGGUCUGCCAGAGAACAAAAUGGGUCUGGUGUUCCCCGCUGAGGUGUGGACAGCACUGCUCAACUACGGCUAUGUCGGCUGCAUCCGGGACCUCUUCAUUGACGGGCAGAGCAAGGAUGUCCGGCGCCUCGCAGAGGUCCAGAAGGCUGCUGGGGUCAAGCCAUCUUGCUCGAAGGAACCUCCAAAGCAGUGUUUGAGCAACCCCUGCCAAAACAGUGGCAUCUGUAGAGAGGGCUGGAACCGCUACGUGUGCGACUGCUCCGGGACUGGAUACCUGGGACGCUCCUGUGAACGUGAGGCGACCAUCCUCAGCUACGAUGGCAGCAAGUUUAUGAAGGUCCAGCUGCCGGUGGUGAUGCACACGGAGGCCGAGGACGUGUCCCUGCGCUUCCGCUCGCAGCGAGCCUAUGGCAUCCUAAUAGCCACCACAUCCCGGGACUCUGCUGACUCCCUGCGUCUGGAGCUGGAGAGCGGGCGCGUCCGCCUGACUGUCAACUUAGAUUGUAUCAAGAUUAACUGUUCAUCCAGCAAAGGCCCAGAGACUAUUUUUGCGGGUCAGAAUCUGAACGAUAAUGAGUGGCACACAGUACGUGUAUACAGGAGGGGCAAGAGUUUGAAACUGACUGUGGACGAUCUGACGCCUGUGGAAGGUCAAAUGGCAGGUGACCACACCCAGCUGGAGUUCAAUAACAUCGAGACAGGCAUCGUGACGGAGAAGCGCUUCCUGUCCAUGGUGCCGUCCAACUUCAUUGGCCACCUCCAGAGCCUCUCCUUCAACGGCCUGCCCUACAUCGACCUCUGUAAAAACGGCGACAUCGACUACUGCGAGCUCAACGCCAUGAUUGGCUUCAAGAACAUCAUCGCCGACCCAAUCACCUUCAAGUCGCGCACUAGCUACGUGACGCUCACCACUCUGCAGGCCUACUACUUCAUGCACCUUUUCUUUCAGUUCAAGACCACCUCCCCCGACGGCCUCAUCCUCUUUAACAGCGGGGAUGGAAAUGACUUCAUUGUGGUGGAACUGGUCAAAGGCUACCUGCACUAUGUGUCUGACCUGGGGAAUGGAGCCCAUUUGAUCAAAGGCAACUCCAACAGACCCCUGAACGACAACCAUUGGCACAGUGUCAUAAUCUCCCGGGACACCAACAACCUCCACACUGUCAAGAUUGAUACCAAAAUCACCACGCAGACAACCACCGGAGCCAAGAACCUGGACCUUAAGGGUAACCUUUACAUUGGCGGGGUGACGAAGGAGAUGUUCAAGGAGCUGCCCAAACUUGUGCACGCCAGGGAGGGGUUUCAAGGUUGUCUGGCAUCAGUGGACCUGAAUGGGCGGCUCCCAGACUUGAUGUCAGAGGCUCUGGACUGUGUGGGUCAGAUAGAGAGAGGGUGUGAAGGCCCCAGCACUACUUGCCAGGAGGACUCUUGUGCCAACCAGGGUGUGUGUCUCCAGCAGUGGGAGGGCUUUAGCUGUGACUGCAGCAUGACGACGUUCGGGGGACCACUCUGUAAUGACGCGGGAACUACGUACAUAUUUGGGCGCGACGGUGGACUGAUCACAUACACGUGGCCGCCCAACGACCGUCCAAGCACGCGGGCGGACCGGCUGGCCAUCGGCUUCAGCACACACCUAAAGGAUGCUGUCUUGGUGAGGGUGGACAGCACCAUUGGUCUUGGAGACUUCUUGAAGCUCCACAUCGAAAAGGGAAAUGUUGCUGUGGUGUUUAAUGUGGGCACAGACGACAUUAACAUUGAGGAGACCUCAAAAUUUGUAAAUGACGGGAAGUACCAUAUAGUGAAGUUUACGAGGAGUGGGGGUAAUGCCACUCUGCAGGUGGAUGACCUGCCAGUCAUUGAGCGCUACCCCACAGGCAACAAUGAUAACGAACGCCUGGCGAUUGCUAGACAGCGAAUCCCAUACCGACUUGGUCGAGUAGUUGACGAAUGGCUACUCGACAAAGGGCGACAGCUUACAAUCUUCAACAGCCAGACCACCAUACAGAUUGGGGGCUGGGAGCGGGACCGGAGCCGAUCCUUUCAGGGGCAGCUUUCGGGCCUCUACUAUAAUGGCUUGAAGGUGUUCAACAUGGCUGCCGAGGGCGACCCCAACAUAAGAAUCCAGGGCAGCGUGCGGCUUGUGGGGGAGUCGCCCUCCUCCAUCACGCCGCAGUCCAGCACCACCGCCAACCGCUCCGAGACGUCCACCUCUAUCCUGGAAAUUACCACCACCACGGCGUCCAGCAGGCGAGUCAAGCAGACGACGCCGCGCGAGCCUCAGCAGACGACCGACGACUUCCAGGUGGCGUCGGCCGAGUGCCCGAGCGACGACGAGGACAUCGAUUCCUGUGAGCCGAGCUCAGGUGGGUUAGCCAAUCCCACCGGAGCCGGGCCCAAGGGCUACCCGGGCCCGUCGGAGGUGUUCCGGGAGUCCAGCAGCACGACGGGGAUGGUGGUCGGCAUCGUGGCGGCGGCGGCGCUGUGCAUCCUCAUCCUGCUCUACGCCAUGUACAAGUACCGCAACCGGGACGAGGGCUCGUAUCACGUGGACGAGAGCCGCAACUACAUCAGCAACACGGCGCAGUCCAACGGCACCGUGGUCAAAGAGAAGCCCGUGAACACGGCGAAGACCUCCGGCAAGAACAAGAAGAACAAGGACAAGGAGUACUACGUGUGAUUGUCAAAGCUCGGUCUGACCCAGACCUGCGUGAACAUUUACCAGAAAGACAAAUCAGGACCUCAACAUGUACAGUAUAAAUACAAAAACGAACAUUAGUCAUUUUUUCCUAUAAGACAAUGAAUAUGAAAAUGAAAAAAAUAACUUUCUUAAGCACUGGAGACAUAUGGAAAUAUACAGUCCAGGGAGGAACUGAUGGGAAAAUGGCAACCUGAUAAAAAAAUGAACCCAAUACAUAUCUAACAUGUCAACCAAACAACAUUAACCUUUCUGUGACGUGUUUCCUCGGCUGACGCUGUGAUCCGACGUUUCUGGUAAACAGAAGAGCACAGGUGCACUUUGCAAAGGGGAGAUUCGGCAACAGACCUGAUGUUUUUCAUUUACAUUGCCUGUGUUUGUGUUGUCGAGACUUCUUUUUUUUUCUAGAGAAAAAUGACACAGCGAAAUAAAUAAUUACAAAUACGCCAAACGUUUAAUGGAAAGUGAGGAGAGCAGGCGAUGGUGAGGACCCAAUCAGAGAAAAACUGUGGACUCGGCCAAAGUACGUGCUGGUGGUGGACACAGACUAACACCUGGCCUCGAUGCAAAGACCAGACUGAAAUCAGAGGAGAAGUGCGUCGGAUGUGCCGGUCCAGACGUGGAGGCCUUCACGCUCACACAGCGUGGGCUGAAGGGGAGGGGGCGCCCCCACCGAGCUGGGGAGCGACUGGGAGCCAUGCACGAAACUAUCUUAAUACAGUACAUAUGUUUAUAUACAGUACAACCACAUCUAUAUGUGCUUUCUGGACUGUGACAAAGUGGUGUUUUAUAGCCUGUUGUAUAGAUGAUGCAAACUAUAACUGCUCCUCAGCCAUUUUGGAAUAAAACUCGGAAAAAAAAAGGACAAAAAGAAAACAUAAGUGUUAAUAAGUGUUGCUAGACAUAGAAGAUUUUAUGAAGAAACCUGCUUUCUUUUCAGUUGGAUAAUAAUUUGACUCCCUCCCUGUUUUUACAUGUGUUCAUAUAUAGUUUUUAUACAAGCGUCAACCUAACAUUGCUGAUCGGUGGCGAGUAGCAGCUCUCUGCAGGAUACUGGUAGAAUCACUGCCUUCCUCCUCCACCCUGACGUGCACGAGAGCGCGGUCGAGUCCAGCGACAGAGUGACGGUUGAGACUGAUGGACUCGGUCGUCCAGUGCGUUUGGGCCGAUGCAACAUCUGGGGGGAAAUAGCUGGAAUAAGUCUCCAUUACAACUGUUGUGUGUUUGUUCUGUCAUUCUGUCGGUCAGUUCUGCUUUCCAGAGACCUGUACUUGGAAUGAGUAUGAGGAAAAUGAACUAUAAAUGAUGAUUAUAAAUUC
This is a messenger RNA of Betta splendens (Siamese fighting fish), 6634 nucleotides long. Its product is annotated as neurexin-1a-like. The record is from RefSeq and is a predicted model, not a curated record. The transcript has 23 exons. Lineage: Eukaryota; Metazoa; Chordata; Actinopteri; Anabantiformes; Osphronemidae. The coding region runs from base 807 to 5297 and encodes 1496 amino acids.